Strongylocentrotus purpuratus (purple sea urchin) is the source of this 2721-nucleotide messenger RNA. RefSeq lists its product as uncharacterized. Lineage: Eukaryota; Metazoa; Echinodermata; Echinoidea; Camarodonta; Strongylocentrotidae. Gene Ontology annotation, molecular function: protein binding. The coding region runs from base 20 to 775 and encodes 251 amino acids. The record is from RefSeq and is a predicted model, not a curated record. The transcript is spliced from 4 exons.
UGUCACAACACUCUAAAUUAUGAUGAAUCGUUCUUGGUACCUCGUCUGUCUUGUAUGUGUAAGUCUGAUGCUCGUGGUGCAUCAUGCCUCUUCUCAAGAUUCCAAUUCAGAUUCUCUUUCAGAGAGCAGCUUUUCUUCAGGACUCCUUUCAACUUGUUAUUAUCUUGGAGUGCCGUAUCUGCACUCCGAAGUGUGGGACGUUCACGAAUGCAUGACCUGCACAUGUACAAACGGCACUAUUAGUUGCGCUAUUGAAACUUGUUCGAGUAGAAAAUAUGGGAUUUUCUGCGUCGAACCCGUUAGACCGCCAGGAGACUGCUGCUAUAUCUGCCCGUACGACGUGACCGUGCGUAAAGUCAAACCCACCAUACAAAGUAACGUGACAACUAACGGUCACACAACACUGGUUCUUGCGGUAGACGUCAUAUUUAGAUAUACCAGUAGUACGACAGGAGUGAUAGGCGAAUCUCUCUGGCAGUUGUCUGCCUGGAUUGCUCCUGUAAAUCCUACUCACAGUCACACAAUAGGUUACACCGAGCAAGUUCUCAAUGAUGAUCAAGCAUCGCAGAGCUACAUCGAAGGAGAUCAAUUCAUCUUUCGGGACGUCGUGUAUCCGUUCGUUGCUCCCACUUUUAACUGCGACGAGGCCAAGGUCUGUGUUGAGCUUAAACGCGGAAGAAAUGCAGUAACAACACGUCCUUUCCGUUUUAGCAGUUACCCACAAAGCUCUACACCGUUGAUUGGCUGCAUUUCACUAUGUGCUGGUAGGAAGUAGGUCAGAGGCCCGGGGUGAAGGGGAGACUGGCAGGGAAUGGGGAGGUUACAAGGCUUAAAGGAUGGGUUAAAUAGUCGGACCUCACCAUACUAUUAAUGUAAAAAUUGUGUACAAGGGCAUGAGCGGUUCUACAUUAUAAUUUGGUGAGGAGGCUUAGGGUUCUUGCAUUAAAUUUCUACACUUUUUUCGGAAGAAAUUCGAAAUCCCGACAGAUUGUGAUGUCUACCAAACGAUUUCGACACAAUAAUUCUAUCGAAUUUUAUAGUAAUUUUACGGAAGGAUUUCUGUGUCAUUUAUUUCUUUUCAAAAUAAUUGUAUUGAAAACGAAGCCACUCCACAAAAUAGACCACUUCGUAGUUGUUACUACAUGAGAUGACUCCAAAUUUCUAUAGAUCUUUUAGUAGUAUUCCUUUCGUGCAUUUUAGUAUAAUCACUGUCAAAGUCAUAAAUGUACAUCAUGAAUAUCUUAUGUUUGCUGUAUUGAGAAUAAUAAUUCCAACAGUGUUCCAUAGAAAUUGUCAUCGGUGCAUAAACGUUUGAUAAAUACAGAACUUUAAUCAAUAGGUUUAACAUUUUUGGUAAAAAUGACAUUCAUAUGCCAAUGUGCAGAUUAUAUCCCAAAACUGGCCUAUAUGCCAAGGACACUUUUUCAAGUCGUGAUAUACUCAAUAUAGUAAGAGUAAACAUGUCAACAAGAUGGGUUUAAUCAAAUUCGCAUUUGGUCAUUGCAAUCGUUCAUAAGAGCCAAUGGUUGAUUCAUUGGGCACCGGGGACACGUGCCCCUCACCCUCCCCAAGUGAAGGGAGAAAAAAAAAUAGAAUAGUCAUUGGCCGAUAAUAUUUUGUUGGUGUGUGCUUGUAAGAGGCUUUUUGAACUUGUUUCAUCACUUAUAUGAUCAUAAUUGGGUUUCAUAUCGAUAUUACCAUUAAUAAUACAUAUCCGUCUUGCGCAUGCGUUGUAUACGUCUGAAGAAGUGUAAAAACAAAUACUAAAAGUAGUAGAAAAUUUAUUUCCUUUUUAUCCCUCACAAUUCUUUUAACAACUUUAAAAAAGAAGAUAGUUGGUAGCUUAUAUUUAGCAUUCGUCGUAUGGAUGUAGGAUGUUUCUUUCCUUGGGACCUAGUGACGAGUAACUCCAUUAAGUACUUGGAAUUAAUAAUGAAUGAACUUAAAUACUCGGAAUACAGUCGGCAUAUCUUAUUUAUUGCUAUGUCGGGCAAACGUGGGGCAAGUUUUCAGGUUGUCAAGAACAACCUAUGUUUGAAAGUAUGCACAAAAUGUGAAUAUAAUAACUUGAUAAAGGACUUCGCAUCUUACGUCACGUUAUCAAAAAAGGGAGAUGCAUGCCCAUGUCGUGCUGAGAAACUUUGCAUUUUGCUAAGUUUAUACUUCUCUCAUACACUUUGGUUGGAAAUCUUAUAGAUUAGUAGGCAAGAAUACAAUAAAUAUCUUAAGUUAUUUCCCAGGGAUAGGUUUCCUUUAACCAUUAAAGCUUCCUGCUUUAACGUAGUACCUGUGUUUAUUUUUAUUUAAUUUCUUCAUAUUUCCAAAGACAGUUCUUUUCACUGUAAAAAGCCUGCUUUUAUUUUCUGUUAAUCGAUUUUAAGGGACCUAUAUUUAAAAGUACAGUAUAAGAUGUUCAAAUAGUGAAUUUAUUAUAUAAUAUUUCACGAUAUAAAACUACGAAGGUAUGAGCAGUGCACAAUAUUCCUUAGGAGAUAUUGAAGUUUAAAUGACUUGUUAUAUCAAUCUUUUGAAUACCUUUCAACAAAUUAUAUUUGUAUAGCAAAAAUCAUAUCCUUGAGGUGUGUAGGUAUUUUUGUAGUUUUAUCUAUACCAAUAGCGCCUGUAUUUUAACCAAGAUAAAUCUUUUUCAUCAAAAUUACGUUUUAUAUCAAUGUAAAGCAUUAUGACAUAUCGGAAUAAAAUCACAGAGAGAUGAGGUUA